Molecule: messenger RNA, 3540 nt
Organism: Triticum aestivum (bread wheat)
Lineage: Eukaryota; Viridiplantae; Streptophyta; Magnoliopsida; Poales; Poaceae
Product: putative pentatricopeptide repeat-containing protein At3g47840
Exons: 5
Coding region: 304-1299 (331 amino acids)
Biological process (GO): RNA modification
Cellular component (GO): intracellular membrane-bounded organelle
Molecular function (GO): protein binding; RNA binding
Source: RefSeq, a predicted model, not a curated record
GAGGGACGAUGACGUCCUUACUUCUUGAGUGAUUAGGAUGAUGAUUUUCUUCUUCAGUUACAACUCACGGGCAUGUGUCUAGUUUAGGGGAAAAAAAGGGGUCCAGGCGGGGAAACCGGAAAAGGAGGGUUUGCGCGGGCCGUCUCCUGCAGUCGUGCUCUCGCGCGCUUCGCCUCGAAGAGCCCAGCUCCGGCCGGUCGAGCGCCGUACCGCAGAGGAGAAACCACGCCGCGCAGCCGUGGGGACUGGGCAGGAGCGCAGCCGCGGGCCGGGGAGGAGUUCCAGGCCGCCGAGGGGACUCAAAUGGUGGCGCGCUUCGCUCCCCGCGUGAAACCUCAUCGUCUCGGUCGGUCCAUGUGGGCGGAAGCUGCUCCUCUUCGUCCCGAACCACACCCACCGCCCGUCUUCUCCGUGCCGCCACUGCAAGACCUCAACGCCCGCCUGAAGCGCCUGGUCCAGUCGGGCCGGCUCCUGGACGCGCAGGCCCUGUUCGACGGGGCGCCGCACCGCGACGAGGCCUCCUACUCCGCCCUCCUCGCCGGCCAUGCCGCGGCGGGGGAUGUCGCCGGCGCGAUGGCGCUCUUCUCCCGCAUCCGCGCAUCCUCGCUCCCGGCCGCUGACCCCUUCGUGCUCAGCCUCGCGUUCAAGGCCUGCGCUGCGGCCGCCGACGCCAGCCACGCCGCGUCACUGCACGCCUUCGCCGUCAGUUCCUCGGCUGUCUCCUCCGUCUUCGUCGCCACCGCGCUGGCCGACGCCUACGCCAAGGCCGGCCGCCUCGCGCUGGCACUCAGGGUGUUCGACGAAAUGCCGCUCAAGAACGUGGUCUCCUGGACCACGCUCAUCUCCGCACUGGCGCGGGCCGGCCGCCGCCACGACGCGGUCCGCCGCUUCGCCGAGAUGCGCGCCUCCGGCAUGCCCUGCGACUCGCACGCCUUCGCGGCCGCGCUCACCGCGUGCGCCGACACCGGGCUGCUGUCGCGCGGCCGUGAGGUGCACUCGCUCUGCGCCAAGCUCGGCUUCGACGCCACGCCCUACGUCGCCAACGCACUUGCCACGCUGUACGCGCGCUGCGGGGACGUCCACCGCGCACUGGCUGCGGUCGGCCGCAUGGGCUCGCGAGACGUUGCCGCGUGGACGACUGUGAUAUCCUCCUACGCGCAGACUGGUCGUGCCAAGGAAGCCAUCCUGGCAUUCGUCGCGAUGCUUCGUGACGGGGCAUCAAACGCGGCAAGGCCCAACGAAUACACAUACGCUGCAGUUAUUGCUGCGUGUGCAAAUAUUUCGUGUGUACAUCUUUGAGAGCAGUUGCACGCGCAAGCUGCACAAAGAGGGUUCGCCAGUUCGCGCUCGGUGGCCAAUUCACUCGUCACACUCUAUGCCCGCGCCGCCGGUCGUCUGUCAGCAGCCGAUGCCGUGUUCCAGGAAAGUGCUGCCAAGGAUGUCGUCUCUUGGAGUGCAAUCAUAUCAGGCUAUGCACAGGAAGGGCUUGCCGGGGAGGCUUUCGCCCUGUUUACUGAAAUGCGACGGCACCAUUGUCCUCGUCCGAAUGAGUUUACUCUUGCCAGUCUCCUCAGUGCGUGCGCAACUGCUGCGUCAUUGGACGCUGGUCGCCAACUCCAUGCACUUGCUGUCGCUGCUGGACUUGAACACCAUGCCAUGGUCAGGAGCGCGCUCAUUGACAUGUAUGGAAAGAGCGGCAACAUGUCAGAUGCUGAUGUUGUAUUUUUGAAUCGCACGAAAGAUGAUGUGGUUUCAUGGACUGCGAUGAUCGUCGGGAAUGCUGAGCAUGGCCACAGCAAAAGGGCACUUGAAUUGUUUGAGGAAAUGUGCCGUGUUGGGCUAAAGCCGGACCAUGUUGCGUUCAUUGGUGUGCUCAGUGCUUGCUGUCAUGCUGGGGCAGUUGAGCUUGGAUUGAGGUACCUCAAUGCAAUGAGCAAAAGCUACGGACUGGAGCCGUCAAAGGAGCACUAUGGCUGUGUCGUGGAUUUGUUGGGCAGAGCUGGUAGAAUAGAUGAGGCUGAGGAGUUGAUUGGUGGUAUGGCAGCUAAUGAAAGAGAUGGAGUUGUUUGGACAUCUUUGCUUAGGGCAUGUGCAGCUCGAGGGGAAGAGCAAACCGGGAAGAAAGCUGCAGAGAGGGUAAUGGAGGCAGAGCCAUGGGGUGCAGGAGCACAUGUGGCAAUGGCAAAUCUAUACGCCAGCAAGGGACAGUGGUGUGAGGCAGCACAAGAGAGACAUAUGAUGAAGCAGAAAGGGGUUGUGAAAGGAGUAGGCUGGUCAUCAGUCACAGUUGGAGGGGAGGAGAGGGGAGUUGGGGUGUUUGUUGCAGGUGACCGGACACACCCCCAAGACAAUUUGAUCUAUGAGAUGCUUGACUUGAUUUACUAUGGAGUUGGAAUGGCUCGGUAUGUACCCGAUCAGAUGAAUUUAGCAUCUGAGGUAGAGCUAAUGGUUAACACUUACAGUAGUAGUUAUAACUGAGUAAUUUCAGAAGGAGAUAGGCUUGAAAAGAGAAAAAAAUAUAUAGAAGUCCUUGGCACGAUGAGCGCUAAUGCAGCCAUGCGACUUAAAAGUUCUGCUGCUGUGCUGAAGUACUGAUUUAAUACUAGUAGUUCUUUGGUAUUACCACUGGGGCUUUGAUCUUGGUACACUUUUGAUAAGAUGGUUGAUUGCCUGCAGCAUAUAUGUAUGAGGCAAGAGUUCUCCGUUGAAGCUUCAACGCUCAGGCUGGUGCCAAAAGUAGCAGUUCUGUGUCUACCACAGAUCAGAGCAACAAAAGUUCUGAUAUCUGCAUCAGAAUUGCAUUGAAGAUCACUCCUUGCUCUAUGGACUAAUACAUGUUUGCGGCAUUGCACAAAGGCUUGGACCAGACAAUGAUGUGACGGGGGAUUGAUGUUUUUUUCUCUCUUAAGAAGUGUGUGCCUCACUGAUCCCCUUCUUUUGAAGGAAGCCAGGCCACAUUAGAUGGCACCCAAAGUCGUGUCAACUUGUAUAUCAUACUAAUUGGUAACUGAUGAGAGUUUGGAAGAAUAUGUUUCUUUUGUUGUCGACACUACGGUUAAAAGUGGAAUCUCAAGACAACUGGAGGCUUUUAACUCAGGAUUCAGUCAGGUAUUUCUACUAAGCACACUUCAGGUAUUCUCAGAGGAUGAGCUGGAGAGAUGACGCUGGAGAACAAGAUAAUUGGGAUCAGUCCUGCAAUCAUUCUCUCUGAUGAUGACCUGCCGAGUGUGAUGAUUUGUGCUAACUAUCUCAAGUGACCUGCCUACUGCACCAAGGGGAUUCAUCGAAGGAGCAAGGGGAGCAGAGCUGACAAUUCUUCUCCAGGGGAUUCAUCGAAGGAGCAAGGGGAGCAGAGAUUAGGUUAGUAGUCGGACUUAUCUUCAGGUGAAACUCUUAGAAGAAAAGGGGGUUUGAUACUACUAUUAUUAACCUGAGAACGCAUUCCCCAAUAAAGGAAAAACAACCAGCUAACAAUGUCUGCGCAAGAAUUCGUGCACUAGAUGAUUGCUCGUAAUCUUUCGGCGGGAAGGAAGCGAGUUA